AUGCUUGCUGGAAGAAAUACGUCGCCCUUAGAAGAAAGUGAAUGGGAGUACUUGGAGGUUGUAUUAAACAGAUCUCCAGGACAGAACCAGAGCUUCGGAUUUACCAUUGCUGGGGGUUAUGAUGCCCCACAGGAGAAUGGAGAUCCCAGCGUAUACGUGACAAGGCUGGCACCCGGCGGUGUUGCAGAUGUUGAUGAUAGACUACGACCGUUUGAUCAGAUCAUUUCUGUCAACGGAACCGAUCUUACUUGUGUAUCCAACGAGGAGGCCGUACAAAUUCUACGGGAUGCUGGGGAUACUCUGGCUCUGAUCAUUCGACGUUAUCUCGGAACCGAAUCCAACUCCGAAAUGGCCUUCCCAAUUCCUACAAAAAGAGCCAAUGAGACCCGAGCUAUUCCUAAUGCUGAGGCGGAACUUGAUGGGGAGGCCCCCAGUGUCAGCGAGACGUACUGGUAUGAGGUUGACCUUGUGAAACCCUCAGAGGACAUGGGACUCGGUUUCAGCAUCGCCGGUGGCCAUGACGUCAAUGAUCAGUCUGCCUACGAGGGUAUAUUUGUAACCAGAAUCAGCCCGGGAGGCCUGGCAGCGGCGAAUGGACAGAUCCAACCUGGGGAUCGUCUAUUUCAGGUUAACGGUAUGGAUCUGGGGACAGCGACCCACGAGGAGGCGGUGCGUAUGCUCCGCAACGCAGGAACUCGUGUUCACCUCGUGCUCUGUCGACCGCCUCCACUCAGUGAUCAGGGCGGUGGGCUUUGCACAAUUGUUGUCAUACCACAAAAGGUGGCGGAACAAGCAUGUACCGUCCUGGAAGCCCGGUGGUAG
Dibothriocephalus latus is the source of this 822-nucleotide messenger RNA. Lineage: Eukaryota; Metazoa; Platyhelminthes; Cestoda; Diphyllobothriidea; Diphyllobothriidae. The record is from the annotation of a GenBank genome assembly.